Molecule: messenger RNA, 2817 nt
Organism: Gavia stellata (red-throated loon)
Lineage: Eukaryota; Metazoa; Chordata; Aves; Gaviiformes; Gaviidae
Gene: PDE2A
Product: phosphodiesterase 2A
Exons: 32
Coding region: 1-2817 (938 amino acids)
Biological process (GO): regulation of mitochondrion organization; negative regulation of receptor guanylyl cyclase signaling pathway; cGMP catabolic process
Cellular component (GO): synaptic membrane; mitochondrial outer membrane; perinuclear region of cytoplasm
Molecular function (GO): 3',5'-cyclic-AMP phosphodiesterase activity; 3',5'-cGMP-stimulated cyclic-nucleotide phosphodiesterase activity; protein homodimerization activity
Source: RefSeq, a predicted model, not a curated record
AUGGGCCAGGGCUGCGGACACUCCAUCCUCUGCCGGAGCCAGCCGUACCAGGCGGCCGCGUCUGACCUCAAGGGCUUUAUUGAGGCGGGGGACGCCGUGCCCGGCCCCGAGGCGCUACAGGACGCCCUGCUGAGCCUGGGGGCCGUGAUCGACGCCUCCCGCCUGCGGGCCGCCCUCCGCCAUGCCCUCCUCUCCCUGCUGCCCAGAGUGGAGCACGUCUACAUCUACCUGCUGGACGGGGAGACCCGGCUGAUCUGCGACGACCCCCCCCACGAACUGCCGCCCCAGGGGAAGCUCAGGGAUGCGGUGCGGAGGCAGAAGCGGCUGGAGUGCGGGGGGCUGCCCCCCGCCGAGCUCCCCGGCCAGCAGCUGGGUGCCCUGGCAGCACCCCUGGCCCCCGGCACGCAAGUGCUCGUCAUCCCCUUGGUGGACAAGGAGAGUGGGGCCGUGGUGUGCGUCCUCCUGGUACACUGCGGCCAGCUGAGCGACACGGACGAGCAGAACCUGCGUGCGCUGGAGAGACACACGCUGGUGGCGUACCGCCGCCUGCAAGCCCUGCAGAAGCUGCAGCCCUGGCCCCGGGUCAGCCUCUCCACCAGCUCCUCCCAGAACUCCCUGGCCAAGCCCGACAGCGGCUACAGCGACCUGGACUGCAAGAUCCUGCAGCUCUGCGGCGAGCUGUACGACCUGGACGCCGCCUCGCUCCAGCUCAAGGUCGUCAACUAUCUGAAGCAGGAGACCCAGUCGCUCUGCUGCUGCCUCCUGCUCGUCUCCGAGGACAACCACCAACUCUUCUGCCAGGUGGUGGGGGACCGGGUCCUCGAGGAGGAGAUCAGCUUUUCGCUCACCUUCGGGCGCCUGGGGCAGGUGGUGGAGGACAAGAAGUCCAUCACCUUGAAGGACAUCAGCGAGGAGGAGCACAAGCAGCUGAGCAGCAUGUUGGGCUGCGAGGUCACCUCCAUGCUCUGCGUCCCCGUCAUCAGCCGGGCCACCUCCCGGGUGGUGGCCUUGGCCUGCGCCUUCAACAAGCUGAGCGGGGAGAGCUACACGGAGGCGGACGAGCACAAGAUCCAGCACUGCUUCUGCUACACCUCCACGGUGCUCACCAGCACCUUGGCCUUCCAGAAGGAGCAGAAGCUCAAGUGCGAGUGCCAGGCUCUGCUGCAGGUGGCCAAGAACCUCUUCACCCACUUGGACGACGUCUCCGUUCUGCUCCAGGAGAUCAUCACGGAGGCCCGAAACCUCAGCAACGCCGAGAUAUGCUCCGUGUUCCUGCUGGACCGCCUCAGCCAUGAGCUGGUGGCCAAGGUGUUUGACGGCGGCGUGGUGGACGACGAGAGCUACGAGAUCCGCAUCCCCGCGGACCAGGGCAUCGCCGGGCACGUGGCCACCACCGGCAAGAUCCUCAACAUCCAGGACGCCUACUCGCACCCGCUCUUCUACCGGGGGGUGGACGACAGCACCGGCUUCCGCACCCGCAACAUCCUCUGCUUCCCCAUCAAGAACGAGAGCCAGGAGGUCAUCGGGGUGGCGGAGCUGGUCAAUAAGAUCAACGGCCCCUGGUUCAGCAAGUUCGACGAGGACCUGGCCACCGCCUUCUCCAUCUACUGCGGCAUCAGCAUCGCCCACUCGCUGCUGUACAAGAAGGUGAACGAGGCGCAGUACCGCAGCCACCUGGCCAACGAGAUGAUGAUGUACCACAUGAAGGUGUCGGACGAUGAGUACACCAAGCUGCUGAGCGAGGGCAUCCAGCCCGUGUCGACCAUCGACCCCAACUUCGCCAGCUUCACCUACACGCCGCGCUCGCUGCCCGAGGACGACACCUCCAUGGCCAUCCUGAGCAUGCUGCAGGACAUGAACUUCAUCAACAACUACAAGAUGGACCGCCAGACGCUCACCAGGUUCUGCCUGAUGGUGAAGAAGGGCUACCGCGACCCCCCCUACCACAACUGGAUGCACGCCUUCUCCGUCUCCCACUUCUGCUACCUGCUCUACAAGAACCUGGAGCUCGUCAACUACCUGGAAGACAUCGAGAUCUUUGCCCUCUUCAUCUCCUGCAUGUGCCACGAUCUGGACCACAGAGGCACCAAUAACUCCUUCCAGGUGGCCUCGAAAUCGGUCCUGGCCGCGCUGUACAGCUCGGAGGGCUCCGUCAUGGAGAGGCAUCACUUCGCCCAAGCCAUCGCCAUCCUCAACAGCCAAGGCUGCAACAUCUUCGACCACUUCUCCCGCAAGGACUACCAGCGCAUGUUGGACCUCAUGAGGGACAUCAUCUUGGCCACCGACCUGGCCCACCACCUGCGCAUCUUCAAGGACCUCCAGAAGAUGGCAGAAGUGGGUUACGACCCCAAGAACAAGCAGCACCGCAGCCUUCUGCUCUGCCUGCUCAUGACCUCCUGCGACCUCUCCGACCAAACCAAGGGCUGGAAGACCACCAGGAAGAUCGCGGAGCUGAUCUACAAGGAGUUCUUCUCCCAGGGUGACCUGGAGAAGGCCAUGGGCAACCGCCCGCUGGAGAUGAUGGACCGGGAGAAAGCCUACAUCCCCGAGCUGCAGAUCAGCUUCAUGGAGCACAUCGCCAUGCCCAUCUACAAGUUGCUGCAGGACCUCUUCCCCAAGGCGGCGGAGCUCUACGAGAGGGUGGCCAGCAACCGGGAACAGUGGACGAAGGUCUCCCACAAAUUCACCAUCCGGGGUUUGCCCAGUAACAACUCCCUGGACUUUCUGGAUGAGGAAUACGACCCGCAGGCCCCCGACCCACAGCUCAACGGCUGCCUGGAGCCCGAGGGGGGGCAGCCCGAGGCGGGGGCCGAGUGA